CACUAUCACACUGUAUCGAUUCGGAGCUAAAUUUUUGCAAGGAUUUUAAAACGCAGAAAUGUGCAACAAAGCGCUGGAGGCCGUAUGAAAGAGCUCCUCCGAGAUUAGGAUAAAUAGGACCACCAUGGAAAUUCCCAUACAGGUGGCAGUGCGCAUUUACCCGCAUAGGGAGGUCAAGGAAUUUAAGAAGCCCACUACCGCUGAAUACAAAAAUGAUACGGAGGCGGAAAGCGAGGGGGCAGACCCCAAGGACACUGCCGAUGAAGUGGCGGGGGCGGAAAAAGAUACACCGGGGUUAAAAGAUCCGAAUGGAAAUUCUGAGGAAGGUAGUGCCUCUGAUACAAAGCCAACUACAGACACCAAUGGCAAUGAUAAAGGACGAAAGGAUUCAUCGGAGUCUAAGUAUUGUGUCCAGGCCAUUCCUAUCAGUGCUUCCGCUCUGGGGUUGCCCAGUGCUCUGCCAGGUGGCGAUCCCAUGGACAGUAUUGCGGCUGGACUCAUUCAAGUGGGUCCCCACACUGUGCCUGUCACCCACGCCUUGGCCAGCAGCAGCUCCCAAGUGCAAGUGUACCACCAGACGGUAUUUCCGCUAAUUACCCUGUUCCUCGAGGGCUUCGACGCAUCCGUGGUCACCUAUGGGCAACGUGGCCAAGGCAAAAGCUAUACGCUUUACGGAAAUGUACAUGAGAACACCGAGAAAGAAACCACCGAAGGAGUCGUCCACCUUUGCGUCCGGGAUAUCUUUUCGCACAUAUCGUCUCACCCAGAACGAACCUAUGCCAUCAACGUGGGAUUCGUGGAAAUUUGCGGAGGUGAGGUCUGCGAUCUAUUGGGCAUGGGAAAUAUUCACUGCACCAACGUAGAUACCGUAUUCCGCUGGCUGCAAGCAGGUCUAUCGGCCCGCCAAUCAUUGCCCGUUCACACGCUGUUCACUCUCACCUUGGAGCAGCAGUGGGUGUCUAAGGAGGGUCUUCUCCAGCACCGCUUGUCUACGGCCAGCUUCUCAGAUCUAUGCGGCACGGAGCGCUGCGGCGAUCCCCCGCCAGGGCGACCACGAGAUCCGGGUCUGCACACGCUGGAGCAGGUUAUCAGCACUCUGACGGAUCCCAGCCUUAUGUACGGUGUCAAUGGAAAUAUUCCCUACGGUCAGAGCACACUCACCACUCUUCUGAAAGACUCGUUCGGCGGACGAGCUCAGACGCUCGUGAUCCUCUGUGUUUCGCCGUUGGAGGAGAACCUCCCCGAGACGUUGGGCAACUUGCAGUUCGCUUUUAAGGUGCAAUGCGUUCGUAAUUUCGUUAUUAUGAAUACUUACUCUGACGACAACACGCUGAUCGUCCGCCCGCCAGAGGCUCUACCAGUUUCCAAUCCCGCAGCUGGUAUGGCGCAUCCCGUACCGGGGGAUAACUUUGGUUUGCAAUUCGCUGCCAGCCAGUGGUCCAAACUGGUAACUAACGCCGAGGGCCUGUUUGCCAAGCUGAUGGACUCUAAGCUGAUCAGUGAACUGGAGAAGGAGCAGAUCGAGGAGUGGCUCUACCUCAAGCAAGAAUGCGAGGAGUGUCUCAGCUCAACAGAGGCUAUGCGCCAGCACAAGCAACUGGUUCCCAUUCAAGAGGCCGAGGAACCGGAGGAUGUUAACUCGGAAGUGGCCAAUUCGGAGCCAGCCAAUUCUGAACCUCCAAAUUCUGACAAUGAAAAUGACACAGAUAAUGACUCACAGCGGCCCGAUUUGGAUGACAAAAUAGAGAGCCUAAUGGAGGAGUUUCGCGAGAAGACGGACACGCUUAUUCUCGAAAAACAUGCAGAUUACCUGUCCAAACAUCCAAAGGCGGUUAUGCAAAGCCAGGAGCGUGAGAAUGAGCCACAGCCGCCAGUGGAAAACGGCGAGGAUCGCAAGACUAGUAUCGGUGGUCGAAGGAGAAGCAUUCAGCCAGGCGCCAGCUUGAGUACCGCAGAGUUGGCCAUGUUAAACCGAGUAGCCUCCCAACAGCCGCCUCCGCCCAUCGAUCCCGGGUCUGUAAUCGAUCCGCUGGAUAGUUCUUCAGGGGAAGGACUUCGUCAGGCGGCUCUCGCCGCUGCUGCUGCCAACGCUCCCGUCGAGCAGCUACAGAAAAAGCUUCGUAAGUUGGUCGCAGAGAUCGAAGGAAAACAGCGGCAGCUACGUGAAAUUGAACAGACUAUCCAAGUGAAGCAAAAUAUCAUCGGCGAAUUGGUCAAGAACAGCGACACGCGUAGCCACGCGAAGCAGCGGUUUCAUAAAAAGCGAGCCAAACUGGAGGCCGAGUGCGACAAGGCUAAAAAACAGCUUGGCAAGGCUCUGGUACAAGGCCGAGAACAACCUGAGAUCGAGCGCUGGACCACGAUAAUCGCGCAUCUCGAGCGUCGGCUGGAAGAUCUUAGAUCUAUGAAGCACAUUGCUGGUGAGAGCGGCCAGAAGGUUAAGAAGCUUCAGCAAUCGGUAGCUGAGUCGCGAAAGCAGGCUGAUGAUCUGGAGAAAAAGCUUCGCAAGGAGGGAAAGUUGCGCGACCAGAUGGAGGCUGAGCUUCUCAAACUGCGGGAAUCUCGAGAAACCGGCAAGGAGCUGGUGAAAACCCAGGCAGAUUCCCCUGAACAGCAUGGCCGCCAAUUAAAGGCAGUGCAGGCUAGGAUCACGCACCUUAACCAUAUUCUACGCGAGAAGUCGGAUAAUCUAGAGGAGCAGCCGGGACCAGCGCAGCAGGAGAGUUUGCGUCACGAGAUCCGAAACCUCCGCGGUACUCGCGAUCUGCUGCUAGAGGAGCGCUGCCAUUUGGAUCGCAAGCUCAAGCGGGACAAGGUGCUGACGCAAAAGGAGGAGCGCAAGUUGCUCGAGUGCGAUGAGGCCAUCGAAGCCAUAGACGCGGCCAUCGAAUUCAAGAAUGAGAUGAUCACGGGACACCGCUCCAUAGAUACUAGCGAUCGAGUGCAGCGGGAGAAGGGUGAACAGAUGUUGAUGGCCCGCUUGAAUCGCCUGUCGACAGAGGAGAUGCGCACGCUUCUGUACAAGUAUUUCACCAAGGUGAUCGAUCUGCGUGAUUCCUCGCGAAAGUUAGAGCUGCAGCUGGUUCAGUUGGAGCGAGAACGGGAUGCCUGGGAGUGGAAAGAGCGUGUCUUGUCCAAUGCCGUGCGUCAGGCUAGACUCGAGGGUGAACGGAAUGCUGUGUUGUUACAGCGGCAGCAUGAGAUGAAGCUAACCUUGAUGCUGCGCCACAUGGCAGAGGAAACGUCGGCCAGUUCGGCUAGCUAUGGAGAACGAGCUCUGGCCCCUGCCACUGCAUCCUCUCCAGUGCAGGUCAAUAGUGAUUUCGACUACGAUGAUUUCUACAAGACAGCUGCUAGUGGUAAUCCCAGCAAGGCGCUGGUCAAGGCACCCAAACCGCUGCCCACUGGCUCGGCGCUGGACAAGUACAAGGACAAAGAGCAACGCAGUGGUCGCAACAUCUUCGCCAAGUUCCAUGUGCUCACCAGGUACGCGUCGGCAGCUGCAGCCGGCUCAUCGGGCUCCACGGCAGAAGAAUCCACGGCCUUGAUUGAAUCCACUACUACGGCCACGGCAACCACUACCACAACUACAACCACGUCGGGAGCUGUGGGAAAAGUUAAGGACAAGGCGCUGGUCAGCUUCAGGCCGGAGCAGCUGAAGCGACUGAUGCCAGCGCCCACAGCCACUAAGGUGACGCGUCAAAAGAACAAGAUUAUUAUCCAGGACGCCAGUCGACGUAAUUAAACACGAAUUUAACCAUUUCCAAGGCGACUAUAUCAGGUUAAGCCAAAUAGCCAUAAUCAUAGGCCAUGUAAGCCUCAAGUCGAAAGCUAGCCUCUUAUAAUAACAGAAGCGACAUUUGUUUAAGUAAUUUUUUCUUAAAAAGCUCAGCCGUAUUUCCCUUUCAAGCAUCAAUAUCUCAAUUUUUAAUACAUUUUUAAAAUACUUUUGUAACUUAUAAUUAUAUUUUUUUGGUGAUUUAGGUUCUUAAUCAAGCUGAUUUGAGCUAUUCUAUAAAUUGUUUUGGUAUUAGUCGCUUAGGUUAUAUUAGGGCUUAGAGUUCGAUGUGGCAGAAAAACUUAGCUCGGCCAUAAGUACUGAACAAGUUUCGUCCACAGUCAUGACACAGAUAGACUCGACACGGUUCUCAUUCUGACUCUUUAGCCGGAGAGCAUUUAUUUUACAAACGUUUACAACAUACUCGUACAUAUACCUAGCAUAUGAAAGUAACUACUAUCCUCAUGAGAUUCAACUGCAAAGACUUGACCUGCUACUUAAGAUACUCGCAAGACAAACCAUACAUGCAACUCGCUCAAAGUGUUAAAACCGCUGCACCGUUUAACUUGUACAUAACUAUAAUGUGUUAGAUUAUCACUUAAUUUUAAUCAAUUUUGUUAGUUCUAGGUUAGUUGUAAACACUAUUGUGUCUUCCCUCGAAUUUUAAUUGACUUUCGUUACUACCCAGAAUACUCGUACUCGAUUACCCAAGUGUUAACUCUUUAGACUCUAACUACCAAAAGCAUUUACCCUAAACAACCUAAAUAUAUACAAAAUAUGUGCUAAGAUCUAAUACUCAUGUUGCCCUUGAACUCAGCGGCAAAACUUUUUGGUUGUGUUUAACGUAUUUUUUUUUGACGAUUCAAACAAUGCAAUUAUUAUAGAUUGCAGAUUAUUCCGAUUAUAUAUACAUUCUUCAAAUUCUUAAAUGUAUUUAAAUAUAUGUAUGUACUUACAAUAUCAACUUGUAGAAAUCUCGUAUGCCAAACAUUCGAAGGCAAAGAAACUCCACUAAAACGCUCGGCAUGGCUUUUGUGUGGAUAUUGUUGGAUAAGCGAAUAAAUAUAUAUGAGCAUAA
Molecule: messenger RNA, 4856 nt
Organism: Drosophila eugracilis
Lineage: Eukaryota; Metazoa; Arthropoda; Insecta; Diptera; Drosophilidae
Gene: cos
Product: kinesin-like protein costa
Exons: 4
Coding region: 125-3745 (1206 amino acids)
Biological process (GO): mitotic spindle organization; microtubule-based movement
Molecular function (GO): microtubule binding; ATP binding; microtubule motor activity
Source: RefSeq, a predicted model, not a curated record